Messenger RNA from Prorocentrum cordatum, 1037 nucleotides. NCBI's taxonomy places the organism in Eukaryota, Dinophyceae, Prorocentrales, Prorocentraceae. The record is from the annotation of a GenBank genome assembly.
GAUGCUGAUAUUCGUGCUGGAAGUGUGCAUUGUUUACCCGUACUGGUACUUCAUCCGCAAACCCUUUCAGGACGUGGGAACUACGGCGACUGGAUUUAUCAACACCCUCUACGGAAUCAUCGUCGGAAAUUUGAACGGCCUGGUUUACUGCAACAUAUACGGUUUCAGCGAGGGUAUCGGCUUCCCUAUAAAGGACGAUUUGUUCAGCUUUGCCACAUUCGGAACAAUACUUUUCACGUUUGCAAUGCUCAUCAUCAACAUCGGAUUGGACGCGCGUGUUGUGGUUACGAACUACGGAAGUGGGCCCUUGAGUUUGUCCGUAGGGAUGUCUACUCACAUGGCCGCGGUCAUGCCGAGCAUGAUGUUCGCAGGCAGGCCAAUGAACAUCAUCAUGCCCACCAUCCAGUAUGUUUGGAAUCAAGCAUUAGCGAAGGUCUUGUACGUCUGGAAAUGUCUUCCUGAUUGUAUCCUUAGAGUUCUUGUCAAGAUUUUGCCGUACAGUCCGGGCUCCAUCGAUCAUUGGCCUUUCCGAAACGCAGAGAAGCUGGCGAGUCCCUGGCAGAUGCCCAUCACGGGUGACUUUGCAGACAUCGUAGUCAUUCCUACGUUGUGUUUCGUCAUCGGGCUUGCGGAUCUUCAUAUCUACUUCUUGUUGGUUCUUCUUUGCAUUGCUGUGUGGGUGGGGUCUCUACAUCUACGUAUACGUGAGGUAUGCUUACUUGCGCUUCCACGGGCUAGAUUUUAUAACCACCAGCACGCUGUUCUCGGUGGCUUGGUAUCUUUGGGGCAUUCCCAUCUCUGUAGUGGCCGCGAAUGUGCCACAUUGGUUUUACGUCAAGGAUGAUAUUCAUGAGGAUGGUGCGCUGGUCUCCCAAACACUCCACCCCAAAGCUCAUGCCCUCAAUACCCACUCCGCCCUGAUUCCACCUCCUUCAUCCACUCUCUUCCCUCCUCGUGUCUCCUCCCGGUCCUCCAGUACAGGGGGGAUGGCAGUUUGCUAUCAGCAUGGGCGCUCGAGCUUUGGGGCGUGGGUCUGG